AGGGAAGAUCUCAGCCAAAAUGAGAGUGCUCAGUGUUGUUCUCCUCGUCGCAGCCGUUUGUCAGGCGUCGUCGGCCCUCCCUCGCGAGCGCCGGGACAUCGGGAGCCUGAUCGGCGCGGGCAUCAACGCGACCCGCAGCGCCGCCCUGCUCGGCCUCAACCUGGGCGCCAAGGCGACCGGCGCCGCCGCCAAGGUGGCGCGCGCCGGCAUCGACGCUGGCGAGAGGGUGGAGCAGGGCGCCAUCGCCGCGAGCCGCAACGCCCUGGAGACCGGCAUCAACGGCGCGCGCUCCGUCGCCGGCGCCCUGGGCAACGGCCUCGUCGCCGACCUGGCCAAGACCGGCCUGAACGCCGGUGAGCAGCUCGGGAACCUGGGCAUCGACACCGCCCAGACGGUGGCCAGCGUCGCCGUCGGCCUCGCGAAUACCGGCGUCAACGCGGCCGAGUCGGCGGCCAACAUCAACAUCCAGGCCGGCCGCAACGCCACCGACCUGACCGCCGACGCCGCUCUGCGAGCCAUCGGCCAGUGAGCUGACCACGGCGAGUCUCGGGCAGGGAUCAUCGCAGUAAUCGAGGGUCCUGUCUUAACAACCCACCUGCCAUCCCAAUAAAACAUCUCGAAACAGAA
This is a messenger RNA of Frankliniella occidentalis (western flower thrips), 627 nucleotides long. Its product is annotated as perilipin-4. The transcript is spliced from 2 exons. The record is from RefSeq and is a predicted model, not a curated record. Lineage: Eukaryota; Metazoa; Arthropoda; Insecta; Thysanoptera; Thripidae. Bases 20 to 529 code for a protein of 169 amino acids.